Messenger RNA from Columba livia (rock pigeon), 1904 nucleotides. It is a transcript of the gene CHEK2, whose product is annotated as checkpoint kinase 2. The record is from RefSeq and is a predicted model, not a curated record. Bases 218 to 1786 code for a protein of 522 amino acids. Gene Ontology annotation, cellular component: nucleus; cytoplasm. Gene Ontology annotation, biological process: mitotic DNA damage checkpoint signaling; protein phosphorylation. NCBI's taxonomy places the organism in Eukaryota, Metazoa, Chordata, Aves, Columbiformes, Columbidae. Gene Ontology annotation, molecular function: protein binding; protein serine/threonine kinase activity; ATP binding. The transcript is spliced from 15 exons.
CGUUGCCUUCGCAGCUGCUCGGCGCCCGGUCCGGUCAGGUCCCGCGGUCCCGUCCCCAGCGCCGGCCCCAGUGCGGCGGGAGGGCGCUGACAGACCGCGCUCCCGGCGGUUCUGCUUUGCCUGCGUUCCGGGACAGCUCUGUACAGGGGCGGCACAGAGGGGCGCCGCGCGCUGCCGUGCUCUUGUGGCUGACAAUGAAAUGUAGCGAACGGCAAACAUGUCCCGAGAGACUGGAAGCGAAGCCCAGCAGUCCCAAGGCGCCCAGCAGUCCCAGGGCGGCACCAGCUCCUCCUCCAGCGGCUCCCAGAGCACCAGUCAGUCCUCCUCCAGCUCCGGGACCCUCAGUUCCCUGGACACUGUUCCCACGCAGGAGCUGCCGUCGAUCCCUGAGGACCAGGAACCCGAAGAGCUCGCUCCUCAGCCUUGGGGUCGACUCUUUGCACUUGGAAAAGGUUUCAGCAAUUGUGACUGUGUGAAUGACGAAUACUGGUUUGGCAGAGACAAAAGCUGUGAUUAUAGUUUUUCUAAGCUGGGAUUGUCUGAUACUGGCUUCUACCAAAACUAUAGCAAGAAGCAUUUCCGAAUUUUCAGGGAAAUGGGUCCAAAAAAUUCCCAUGUUGCCUACAUUGAAGACCACAGUGCAAAUGGAACUUUUGUUAACAGAGAGCUUGUUGGAAAAGGGAGGAGGCUUCCACUGACUCACAACUCUGAAAUUGCAUUGUCUAUACAGAAUAAUAAGGUGUUUGUAUUUUCUGAUCUUAUGGUGGAUGAUCAGUUGGUGUUUCCUAGAGAAUUCAGAGAGAAAUAUAUCAUGUCCAAGACUUUGGGAAGCGGGGCCUGCGGAGAAGUCAAACUGGCGUUUGAGAAGAGCACUUGUAAUAAAGUCGCGGUGAAGAUAAUCAAUAAACGGAAGUUCAUGGCCAGCGGCAUUAGAGAGGCGAACCCGGCUUUUAAUAUCAAUACAGAAAUUGAAAUUUUGAAGAAAAUAGAUCAUCCUUGCUUAAUCAAGAUCAAAAACUUCUAUGAAGCAGAGGAUUACUACAUUGUUUUGGAACUGAUGGAAGGAGGAGAAUUGUAUGACAGAGUGUCAAGGCCAGUCAAGAUGAAAGAAGCUACUUGCAAGUUGUAUUUUUAUCAGAUGCUGCUGGCUGUGAAGUAUCUUCAUGACAAUGGAAUUAUACACCGAGAUCUAAAGCCAGAGAAUGUGCUACUUUCAUCUUCUGAAGAGACAUGUCUUAUAAAGAUUACAGAUUUUGGACAGUCCAAGAUUCUUGGAGAAACUUCUCUCAUGAAAACAUUAUGUGGUACUCCCACGUAUCUUGCUCCUGAGGUUCUAAAUUCACUUGGGACUGCUGGAUACAGCCGAGCUGUGGACUGCUGGAGUUUAGGAGUUAUUCUUUUUGUGUGCUUGUGUGGAUAUCCACCAUUUAAUGAGCAAAAUACCCAGCUGUCACUGAAAGAUCAGAUCACUCGUGGAGAAUACACGUUCAUUCCCAAAGAAUGGAAGCACGUAUCGGACAUGGCUCUGGAUCUCGUGAAGAAGCUGUUAGUAGUGGAUCCAAGCAAACGUCUUACGACAGAGGAAGCCCUGGAGCAUCCGUGGCUUCAGGAUGAGGAUAUGAAGAGUACAUUUCAACAGCUACUGGCUCAGACAAGUGCUACUAUGAAUCCACCACAAACAUCAAAAAUGCCAACCACAAUGAGAAAGCGUCUCCAUGAAGCCGAGGGAGACUCGGGCUCUUCGAAGCGUGCUGUUCCUUCUACGUCAUUUCAGAAAAUGAAGUGAAAAAAAGAGAAAGUAGCUUUUUUAUGGAAAGCAGAAUUUUUUAUUCAAGAAAAAUCUUAAUAAUGGAAUAACUGUUGAAGAUGCAAUUGCUAAAUAAAAAUAGCUUUAUAAGACUGAA